AGGCCAAAUCUGGCAUCCUUGUAGUCUUUCGGUCUUCGCCAUCUCAUAGAGAAAUAAAGGUUAAAUUUCUUUCUCUUUUGUAAAAUUGUCAUCCAUUCGAAUCUACGAAACUUAGGGCGCAUCCGCUGCAGAAUCACCAUACUUGUGAAUCAUGGCUCCCCGUAAAGGAAAAGUUCAGAAAGAGGAAGCCGUCGUUACUUUGGGACCCCAAGUACGUGAAGGAGAGACCGUUUUCGGAGUUGCUCACAUCUUCGCAUCCUUCAACGACACUUUUGUCCAUGUUACCGACUUGUCUGGAAGGGAAACCCUUGCCCGUGUUACUGGUGGUAUGAAGGUGAAGGCUGAUCGUGAUGAAGCUUCUCCCUAUGCUGCUAUGUUGGCUGCUCAGGAUGUUGCUGAAAAGUGCAAACUGUUGGGCAUAACUGCUCUGCACAUCAAGCUUCGCGCAACCGGCGGUAACAGGACCAAGACUCCAGGACCCGGUGCCCAGUCAGCUCUCCGUGCUUUGGCCCGUGCGGGUAUGAAGAUCGGCCGAAUUGAAGAUGUUACACCUAUCCCUUCGGACUCUACUCGCAGGAAGGGUGGUCGUCGCGGUCGCCGUUUGUAGAAAAAAUCCUCCACACGGCCGCUCGAAACGUUCCCCACAUUUCUUUUCAUCUGUAUACACAUGUGGAGAAUUGACUAUUUGGGCCAUGUCUCCUUGUUUUGACGUUUCGUUUGAAAGAAAUACAAUGGAAUGUUCAUGUGGCAAA
Messenger RNA from Daphnia pulicaria, 752 nucleotides. Its product is annotated as 40S ribosomal protein S14a. Gene Ontology annotation, biological process: ribosomal small subunit assembly; translation; maturation of SSU-rRNA from tricistronic rRNA transcript (SSU-rRNA, 5.8S rRNA, LSU-rRNA). The record is from RefSeq and is a predicted model, not a curated record. The coding region runs from base 152 to 607 and encodes 151 amino acids. Gene Ontology annotation, cellular component: cytosolic small ribosomal subunit; ribosome. NCBI's taxonomy places the organism in Eukaryota, Metazoa, Arthropoda, Branchiopoda, Diplostraca, Daphniidae. The transcript is spliced from 4 exons. Gene Ontology annotation, molecular function: mRNA 5'-UTR binding; structural constituent of ribosome; small ribosomal subunit rRNA binding.